AUGUUCGACUGGCCACGUGUGCUCCCAAUUGGAUCCAUGCUGGGUAAAAUGCAAGAAAAGCUCAAGAUGAGCCCACUAGAGCUACGGAGUCCCUACAAAUUGGCUGUGGUGUUUCUUGGGCUGCUGUGUGUUCUCCUUUUGGCUGUCAUCAUCAUAGGGCUGUGCAUCAAAACUGAAGAGGCAAGACAGCUACAGCUUCGCUACAACAACCUGACUGAAGAGAAAGACCAGUUAGAGAUCCUUAAUAACAACUUGACUAGAGAGAAUAAACAGCUACAGCUUCGCUACAACAACCUGACUGAAGAGAGAGACCAGUUAGAGAUCCUUAAUAACAACUUGACUAGAGAGAAUAAACAGUUACAUGCCAGAAAAACCAUGCUGAGCAAACUUGAAUCACAUGACAUGAAGAGAAUAAAAAGUCAUGCAGUGGAUGUGACUCUGGAUCCUGAUACAGCACAGACCUAUCUCAUCCUGUCUGCUGAUGGGAAACAAGUGAGACAUGGUGACACACGACAGAAUGUCCCUGACAACCCCAAAAGGUUCAGUCCUAAUGGAAAUGUCUUGGGAAAACAGGGGUUUUCUGCUGGCAAAUUCUACUAUGAGGUUCAGGUCAAGGGGAAGACUGCUUGGGACUUAGGGGUGGCCAGAGAGUCCAUUAGUAGGAAGGGGGCCAUAACUCUGAGCCCUGAGAAUGGAUUUUGGACAAUAUGGCUGCGUAAUGGGAAUGAGUAUAAAGCACUAGCUGGUCCCUCUGUUCCCCUCUCCCUGAAAGAGAAGCCCCAGAGGGUGGGGGUGUUUGUGGAUUAUGAGGCAGGUCUGGUCUCCUUUUAUGAUGCAGACUGUUGGUAUCAUCUCUACUCUUAUGCUAAUGUUACCUUCACUGAGAAACUUUACCCAUUCUUCUCUCCUUGGCUUAAUGAUGGAGGCAUGAACUCCGCUCCUCUUAUCAUCUCCUCAGUUCAUAUCUGCCCUAUCAAGUAAUGUAGAAUGAUGGUGGAUGUUUCAUUAAAGUCAGACUCCAGCAGUUUAUUACACACCUUAAACUCUCUGUUCAGAAGGUUAUUUUUUCAUAGAAAAUCUUGCUGCUUAUUUUGCUUUGCUCAUUAUUUCUCUAUAUUAAAAUAAACAAGAUACUUUUUCAUAUGCUAAGCCCUGUUCUUAUUUAGAGAUCUUAUUCAAAUUAAUCUCAGUGCUUUCAUAAACCAAUUUGUAUUUGCAGAUGUCCCUGAUUAUUAUCGUAUAAAUUGUGUUGUGACACAACUCAUUUACAGUGCACUGGGUACUGAGGGUUACACAAAAUACCCAAGCAGUGGUAAUCAAGUAACACCAUCUGAGCUUUUACAGAAAUCUUGUUAACCACAAUGCUAGACAAUAAUAGAGUGUACUGUAUCAGUGUUUUUUUUAGACCAUGAUUGAUAAGCAAUAGACAUUUUAGAGUAAUUCAUGUAUAUACUGCAGUGGUUUAUGCUUGCUUGUAUAGUACUCAAAUCAUAGAGUAUAAAUAAGGAUUCAGAUGCAUUGUUAUAAAUAUAUUUUAUACCACAUCUUGGUGAAUAA
This is a messenger RNA of Sardina pilchardus (European sardine), 1557 nucleotides long. RefSeq names its product E3 ubiquitin-protein ligase TRIM21-like. The record is from RefSeq and is a predicted model, not a curated record. The coding region runs from base 1 to 981 and encodes 326 amino acids. The transcript is spliced from 4 exons. Lineage: Eukaryota; Metazoa; Chordata; Actinopteri; Clupeiformes; Clupeidae. Gene Ontology annotation, molecular function: protein binding; ubiquitin protein ligase activity. Gene Ontology annotation, biological process: protein ubiquitination. Gene Ontology annotation, cellular component: cytoplasm.